Messenger RNA from Danio rerio (zebrafish), 807 nucleotides. RefSeq names its product testis-specific serine kinase 6 (gene tssk6). The record is from RefSeq and is marked provisional. Gene Ontology annotation, molecular function: protein kinase activity; transferase activity; protein serine/threonine kinase activity. NCBI's taxonomy places the organism in Eukaryota, Metazoa, Chordata, Actinopteri, Cypriniformes, Danionidae.
AUGUCUAUUAACAACGUUUUGAAAGGCAUGGGCUACACUUUCCUCACCUCAAUUGGUGAAGGCUCCUUUUCUCGAGUCAAGCUUGCCACCUCGCAGAAGCACUGCUGUAAGGUGGCUAUCAAAAUUGUAGACCGCAUGAGGGGCUCUGCGGAUUUCAUCCAGAAGUUUCUCCCAAGGGAACUGGCGGUUUUGAGACGGGUGAAUCACGAGAACAUCAUCCAAAUGUUCGAAUGCAUUGAGGUGGCGGGAAAGCGACUCUGCAUCGUGAUGGAGGCUGCGGAGAAAGAUCUCCUUCAGAAGAUACAUGAGGUCCAUCAUAUUCCUAAAGACCUAAGUAAAACCAUGUUUGCGCAGAUGGUCAGCGCUAUCAACUACCUCCACCAGAUGAACAUUGUCCACCGAGACCUGAAGUGUGAAAACAUACUGUUAACAGCCGAUGAGAAAAUUAAGAUUGCAGACUUCGGCUUUGCUCGAUUCGUUGAAGACCCUUCAGAGCUCAGUCAUACCUUCUGUGGAUCUCGGGCCUACACUCCACCGGAGGUCAUCACAGGAACGCCGUAUGAUCCAAAGAAGUAUGACGUAUGGAGCCUUGGGGUGAUUCUGUAUGUCAUGGUGACUGGAACAAUGCCAUACGAUGAAACCAACGUCAGACGACUUCGCCUUCUUCAGCAGAGACCAUUGAAUUAUCCAAGUAAUGUCGCCGUUGAGGAACCAUGCCGGGUGUUUAUCAGAACUCUGCUCCAGACAAAUCCUUCCACAAGGCCAACUAUUCAACAGGUGGCCGGACAUUCUUGGCUGCAGAGCUAA